Molecule: messenger RNA, 1498 nt
Organism: Symbiodinium necroappetens
Lineage: Eukaryota; Dinophyceae; Suessiales; Symbiodiniaceae
Source: the annotation of a GenBank genome assembly
GUUAUUCUUCUCCACAUCAGAGCACGCUGCCAUCGGCCGUCCUCUGGUUGUGAGCGCCGGCGGAGCAAGGCCAGACAGCGUUAUCGCAGGUACCAAGCAAGGCAGUGGAGAGGCUCCAAAGUCGCAGGUGGAAUUUGGGUUGCCCCCUGCCGUUGUCACAUCUCUUCAAGCGAUCACAUCCAGAGCUACACAAGGAUUAUGGCAUUCCGACCAGCCUGGGAUCGGCGAAGUGACCGCAGAGCAACAUGCACAGCGUCGAGCGAAUUUGAUCAGGACAUUGUCGAGACGCAUUACAGGCAAUGUCAAAGCGAAAACGGAACUCAAGGAUGCCUUGAAUCAGUGGCUCAUACAGUUAUCCCAGCACCUACAAGGCCUCACUGCCAGGGUAUCUGCAAUCGGGCAAAAGAUCGACGAGGAUCUUCAGAGUGCCUGCGACGAGAUGGUGGUGGGCCUAGAAGCUCGCAACUCGCUAUCCACGGCCGACCAGGUCUCACACGCAAGAUCUUCUAUGGGGCCGGUCUGGCGGCCACCUCAAGAGGCUGCUGUUUUGGAACUUGCAGCAGGUCUCCGCGCACUUGGCACAGUCACAGUGCCUCCGCAGGCGGUGAUUGGCACACCUAUGAUCCCGGCUCGGCAGCAUGGCCCUGUCCUGGCUGGCACGGCGGAUCCUGUGGGCGGCGACUCUGGGACUGGAUCCGAAAUGAGUUUCGGAGCGGGCCUCGCGGACAUUGCGGCGGAUGUUCCCAUGCAGGCCACCGAGCCCUUGGCAGAAACCCCACGGCCUACUCGCUGGAAGCGUCGCAGUGGAGGCUCGACACAUCGACCAUCGAAGAGCCCACGCCGAGAGCAGACUUUUGGGGCUCCUUGGCCGUCUACGUCUACGGGGCUUACACCGGAGAGCUUGCGGCCUGCAGCGACAACGGCUCUGUCAGUGGAUGGGCCGCCUAUCCCACCCGGGGAGGGACAAUCCAUUUUGGACUGGCCUUCGGCCUGGGCCAAAUUGGCCGAGUUUGCGACAGAAAAUGGCGCCGAGCUUAUUGGCGAAUUGAGUAUCUCGCCCGAGCAGGAUGCGGCCAUCCCCCUCUCGCCGGACGUCAGUGUGGAAGAGGAAACCGUUGUUACGUCCAACGAGGCGUGGGCGGCUGUUCUCGCUUUUGUGGGGACUCCAGAUCGGGAACUGGUGCCUGCUAUGUGUGGCAGAAUGCAAGAUAUUCUCAACCACCUCCGACUUUGCCCCAAUGCGCUUCCCCGUGUACGCCAAGGCCUAGUUCUCUUGGCCCAGGCGACACUGGGCAAUGUUCUCGACCCGUUCAGCUUCGCCCCUGCUACACGUCAGGAAUGGCUCUACCCGGCCACGCUGCUGGAACACGGGACUCCACUGCGGGGCUACUUGGCCUCCUCGGCCUCGUCGUCAUCAGUUGUGCAAGUCCUACUCUCACAGGGAUGUCCCAUGGCUCCGAUCGGCGAGGACGAAGACGGUAUCAGCGAGCUCCUCUGA